Molecule: messenger RNA, 1953 nt
Organism: Podospora anserina S mat+
Lineage: Eukaryota; Fungi; Ascomycota; Sordariomycetes; Sordariales; Podosporaceae
Exons: 3
Coding region: 1-1953 (650 amino acids)
Biological process (GO): telomere maintenance; cellular response to gamma radiation; cellular response to X-ray
Cellular component (GO): nucleus; Ku70:Ku80 complex
Molecular function (GO): DNA helicase activity; telomeric repeat DNA binding; damaged DNA binding
Source: RefSeq, a predicted model, not a curated record
AUGGCCUGGGGAGACGAUGAGGAGCGCCGCUAUGGGGGCGAAGAGGAGGAGGAUGAGUUGGAUGAGAAUGACUACAAAACUCAAAAAGAUGCCGUACUGUUCGCCAUUGACGUGAGCGCGUCCAUGUUGCAGCCACCUCCGAGUAGCGACGACAAGAAGUCCGAUAAGGAUUCCGCCGUGGUUGCCGCCCUGAAAUGCGCCCAUCAAUUUAUGCAACAGCGUAUCAUUGCCCAACCAAAAGAUAUGAUGGGUAUCCUGCUGUUUGGGACUGAAAAGUCCAAAUUCCGCGACGACACUGGUAGUCGGAGUGGCUCUGGCUAUCCUCACUGCUACCUCUUCACUGAGCUCGAUGUCCCAGGAGCGGAGGAUGUCAAGAAAUUGAGAGAUUUGGUAGAGGAGGGAGAGGAUGCCGAUGAGGUGCUCGUUCCAUCCAAGGAACCGGUACUCAUGUCGAAUGUGCUCUUUUGUGCCAACCAGAUUUUCACGACCAAUGCUGCCAACUUCGGCUCGCGAAGACUGUUCAUCAUCACAGACAAUGAGAAUCCACACGGGAACGACAAACAGGCCAAGUCAUCGGCAGCUGUUCGUGCCAAGGAUCUCUAUGAUCUUGGUGUGACGAUUGAACUAUUCCCUGUCAGCCGGGCGAAGAAGCCCUUCGACCUCUCAAAAUUCUACGAUGAUAUCGUCUACCGCAGUUCGGUCGAGGAAGGGGACAACCCUGAAGGAGUCAAAACAUCAAGAUCGGGCGAUGGCCUGACUCUUCUCAACUCCUUGAUCUCCAAUAUCAACUCAAAACAAACACCAAAGCGAUCUUAUUUCUCCAGGAUGCCCUUUGAGCUUGCUCCAGGUCUUACGAUCACAGUCAAGGGCUACAUGCCACUCCACCAGCAAAAGCCCGCCCGCACCUGCUAUGUGUGGCUUGGUGGAGAACAAGCCCAACUAGCUCAAUCUGAAACUACCAAGGUUGAUUCCGAGGCCAGAACCGUUGAAAAGAGCGAAAUCAAAAAGGCCUACAAGUUUGGCGGCGAGUACAUUUACUUCACCCCCGAGGAAGCAAAGUCCUUGAAGGAACUCGACACCAAAGUUCUCCGCAUCAUCGGCUUCAAGCCACUGGCCAACAUCCCAAUGUGGGCCUCAGUCAAGAAGUCAACAUUCAUUUUCCCAAGCGAGGACGGUUACGUCGGUUCAACCCGUGUAUUUUCGGCUCUUUGGCAGAAGCUAUUGACUUCCAAGAAGGUCGGGAUCGCAUGGUACGUUGCUCGAAAGAAUGCCAAUCCUGUCAUGGUGGCUGUCAUUCCGUCGGGAAGCCUCAACGACGAGGACGAGGAUUCAACCGCACCAUAUCUCCCUGCAGGGCUCUGGCUUUAUCCCUUGCCCUUUGCAGACGAUAUCAGAAGCGUUGAAAUCAAGACCUCCACCAAGCCUGCGGAUGAGCUGACAGACAAGAUGAGAGAAAUCAUUCAGAACCUUCAACUGCCCAAGGCCACAUACAACCCUCUUAAAUACCCAAACCCUGCUUUGCAGUGGCACUACAAGAUUCUCCAGGCCAUGGCGCUUGAAGAGGAUGUUCCAGAUGCCCUGGAUGACUUGACUGUGCCAAAAUACCGGCAAAUUGACAAGCGGGUAGGUGCGUAUAUGGCCGAGUGGAAACAAGAGUUGGCGGACAAGGCGAAAGAGUUUAUGCAACUCCGAGCCACUAAACGCGAACUCGAAGAAGACGAUGCGGAAGAAAGACCACGACUGGCUAAGCGGCCAAAGACCGCAGCAGGCAGUGCUAGUUCUGGUGGUCAAAUGAGCAACGCAGAGCUCAAAGCUGCCUGGGAGAACGACACAUUGAAGAAGCUCACGGUGGCUGUACUCAAGGAUAUCUUGACAAGCAAAGGAAUCAGCACAACUGGAAAGAAGGUUGAUUUGUUGGAGAGACUCGAGCAAUGGAUCGAGGAGCAUGCGUGA